UUGGAGCAACUGAUCAUCGUCGUGUGUCUGUCUCACAGACAUCAACCAGCAGUAGUACUGAUGAAAUAGGCCUGUCUGUCUGGUUGUCAAACAUACACGCGCACCGAGCUGCAAGCACACAGUACGCAGAAGAGCUGGAGGACUAAACAAACACAGCAUUUAUUUACCAUUUUUAAAGGAAAGAGCAUUGUAUCUGCUUAUUUUUUCAAAGGAAAAGUCUUAAGAUUUACAGAUGUUUGAUGUGUGCAGUCAUUCUGCUGUCAUUAGCGCAGAGUGUGUGCCGGAGGAGAGCAUGAGUGUCUGAUGUGCAUUAGUUGAGUGUGUGUGUGUGCGGGUGCUCGCCGGAGGAGGAGAGCAUGAGCCUCUGAUGUGCAUUAGUUGAGUGUGAGUGUGUGUGAGAGCAUGAGUGUGCUGUCUCUGCUGGCCCGGAUCAUGCGCUCUCUGCUGCUGCGGCCCGAGACUCUCCUCCUCCUGCUCCUGCUGUGUGUGUCUCUGGCUCUCUGGAGCUUCUUCUUCUUCCACACGGAGGAGGUGAAGACCAUCGUGCGGUCCAGCCGUGACGCGGUGCACAUGAUGAAGGGCAGGGUGAGGGAGAUGGUGCUGGAGGAGCAGAUGAACAUGAUGAAGGGCAGGGUGAGGGAGAUGAUCUCCUUCUCCAGGACAUGGGAGUUCAGGAGCAGCUCUGUUGCGGUGUACUCGAUCCAGGGCAGGAGAGAUCACAUGGAGGACCGGUUCCUCAUCUUCACGGACACACUCAACUAUAGCCAUCCGGACAUCUUUGGCAUUUUCGACGGGCAUGGGGGAAAGGCAGCUGCAGAGUACGCCAAGUCUCAUCUUCCCGUCAUGUUGCGCCAGCAGCUUCAGAAAGAAAACAGUGCUCGUACUCCUCAGUCCAUCCUCAGGCAGCAGAUACUCAACAUGGACAAAGAGAUGCUGGAGAAACUUUCGGCCUCUUAUGAUGAAGCAGGUACCACGUGUCUGGUGGCUGUGCUGUCUGAAAAGGACUUGACUGUAGCUAAUGUUGGCGAUUCCAGGGCAGUGCUGUGCGAUAAAGACGGUAAUGCCGUCCCAUUGUCACAUGACCACAAACCCUACCAGGUCAAAGAGCGAAAGAGAAUCAAGAAAGCAGGUGGCUUCAUCAGUUUUAAUGGCUCCUGGCGUGUGCAAGGUGUUCUUGCCAUGUCCCGUUCACUUGGCGACUAUCCUCUAAAGAAGCUGAAGGUGCUGAUCCCUGACCCUGAUGUGCUGAACUUUGACCUGGACAAACUACAGCCUCAGUUCAUGAUUCUGGCCUCAGAUGGACUAUGGGAUGCCUUCAGCAGCGAGGAAGCUGUGCACUUCAUCAAAGAGCGAUUAGAUGAGCCACACUUCGGUGCGAAGAGCAUCGUCCUGCAGUCCUUCUACCGCGGCUGUCCGGACAACAUCACUGUGAUGGUGGUCAAGUUCAGAAAGAGAGGCUCCAAAGCUGCUGGCUAGUGAAGAUGGAUCUGCUCUCACAUGUGAUCAUGGAAUGCAAACCAAUAUCUGAAUGAAUGAGUGACUGGAUGAGCAGUUAUCAUUAUGCAUAACUUUAACAUUAGAUAAAAAUAUUAAAAGGCUGUAUUUUUUGAGAAGCAACACUUUCUAUUUAAAUUGAAUGGUACGGAUUUAAGCAAUCACUUCUUCAUUGCAAGUAUAGCUCCCCUGAGGAACAUAAAAUGGAAUUUUUGAAGAAAAUUUCUUUCAUAAAAAUCUGGUCAAAUAUCAUCAUUAUCCCACAUUUUGAUCAGUUUUUUUAAUCUGUAAUGAUGGUUUUAAUUUCCCUGGUUAUUACAAAUGUAACUUUUCUGCAGAAUGCACCCUUUGCCCCAUAUUAUUAAAGCCUGUUUCCACAGAAAAAAAAAGAAAACAUAUUCUGACUAUUACACGCAAUUCUGAGAAAUUAAGUCGCAAUUAUCUUUCAAAAUGUUUUAUUCUGUGAAUAAAGUGCAAGACUGAACACACACUGAUGAACUCGGCCUCGCCGAACAUCUCCCAUAUUAGACUGCCCGUCUGAGGGUUCAGGGACCACUCGCUUAGGGGAGUGUUGCCCCGUGAGAGCAUAUUCGCACUCAGAUUUUGGACACCCGGGAUGUGCGCUGCUCUCAGAGAGCUCAGACUGGCCUGUGCCCACAGGAGGUCGCUCACCUAGCAUGCAGGUUACCUGACCUGAUGCCACCAUGGAAAUGUAUGCCACCACUGACAUGUUGUCCGUACAGACUAGGACGUGGUGACCCCCUGAAGUUUGAUACAAAAAGCUUUCAGGGCCAAACCAGCUGCUUUCAUUUCCAGACAGUUGAUAUGUAACGAGGCUUGCCCUCGUGCAGGCCUCGAAAUUGGACGUGUCUGUAAAAACCACCUUUCUUUCUGGAAUCUACUCCCAUGGUCACCCCAUUGUGGUACCAGUCCUGAGACCAUCAGGGAAUCAGUGUUCUUAAACACCCGUGAUUCACAUUUACAUGUAUUCAUUUAGCUGAGGCUUUUAUCCAAAGCGACUUACAAUUGCUAUAUAUGUCAGAGGUCGCACGC
Molecule: messenger RNA, 2547 nt
Organism: Pimephales promelas (fathead minnow)
Lineage: Eukaryota; Metazoa; Chordata; Actinopteri; Cypriniformes; Leuciscidae
Source: RefSeq, a predicted model, not a curated record